This is a messenger RNA of Sesamum indicum (sesame), 1403 nucleotides long. RefSeq lists its product as uncharacterized. Gene Ontology annotation, molecular function: dynein intermediate chain binding. Gene Ontology annotation, biological process: microtubule-based process. Gene Ontology annotation, cellular component: cytoplasmic dynein complex. Lineage: Eukaryota; Viridiplantae; Streptophyta; Magnoliopsida; Lamiales; Pedaliaceae. The record is from RefSeq and is a predicted model, not a curated record.
AUGGCACAUCACACCACCCACAGGCGCAUCUUAGCAGCUCCUGACCCUCUAACACCUAUGGAUCCCCCCACCGCCACCGCCGCCAAGAACCGCCACCUCCACCCCCUCCCAGAUCCCACCACCAUUACCCCUUCCACCAUCCAAAACAUAUCCCACCGCUUCUCCAAACUCUAUGCAAAUCACAAGAAACUUGUUUCCAACUCUUUGAAACCCCAUCCAAAUCCUCAACCUGACUCACAUUUCCAAGCCAAGAACCUCUCCUUUUCCCCAGUCUUGGACAGCUCAUGCACCACUUUGACCAAAUCAAGCAGCCAGCAUGAGAGAAAUAGCAGCGGUAUUGUCUCAGGAAUCGUGGAGAAAAAUCACUUCUUGAGCACAAAAACCAAGGUGAAGGAAAAGGAUAUUGAUCUCAAGAAACCAAUAUCUUCCAAGAAAGACCCCCCCAAAAGAUCAUCUUUUGAGGAGUGUGAUGUGAAGAAAUUAGCAUCCCAGUUGAUGUCAAGAAGCCUUGAAAAUGAAGAGGUGAAGAAGGGAUUUCAAGAAUUAGGGUGUGAAGUGAUGAGGAGAACCUCCGUGUCAUCAAUCCCUCCAGCGGUCAAUGGAGGGAGAAGGAGGUCAUUUUGCAGCUCACAGGUUGAGCUGGCUGAUUUCUUCUCUUGCACCGGUGUGAAAGUUGUGGCAGUUGAUAUGCCCCCAUUCAUGCAGAUUCAUGCUGUUGAUUGUGCUAGAAAGGCGCAUGAUAGCCUGGAAAAGUUCACCUCCAAGACUCUUGCUUUCACACUCAAAAAGGAGUUUGAUGGGGUCUAUGGACCUGCUUGGCACUGUAUAGUAGGGACCAGUUUUGGGUCAUUUGUAACACAUUCAGUGGGUGGGUUCAUGUACUUCUCUAUGGAUCACAAGCUAUACAUCCUUCUCUUCAAGACCACUGUACAAAGAGCUGCAGAAUGAGGAGGAGAAUUCUUACCAAUUCAGAGAUGUUUUUACUAAUCAAUAACCACUCAAAAGAUCAGUUCUUUGUGGUAAUUAAAAUUCCUUCUUGCAGGUGUUUAGCAUAGAGACAUGAUCAUCAUAUUGAAAAGACAUUGCUGUCUGUCUCCCAUGUAAUUUGUUGUUGUAUAUUAGCAUGAAUGAUUGAUUAUUACCAAGAAAAGGAAUUGGGAGAUGGAUAGAUAUUGCUGUUGUUGUUGUUCUUGCUGUAUAAUUAUUCCAUUUUAGCAAAGAUAACCUCAAAAUGGGGAAGAUGUGUUCUUGGGAAUUUUGAGGAUUGGAUUGCAACAGUGUCUGUGAGUGUGUGUAGUUAAAGAAAAGUUAGAUCACAUGAUGUAAGAUGGCUUGUUAUAGAUUCUUUCAAAUUGCCUUUUUCUUGGUUUGAGUAAAUUAUUGGGAAUACAAGAAUUGAUGGA